CAGAAUAUAUAGAAAGAAGUUGACACAGAUCUCCACGGGAGUUGCAGAACCUUUAUUCCUCUACGAUGGAUCCAAGCUCCGCACCCAAUCGAUACACUCCACCUAACCAAAGGAACCGUUCUUCGAACCGGAGGAGAUCAAGAGGAAGCUCCAAUAGCAACGAGGGCGAGAGAAGUCAGCCUGAUGCGGCUGGUUUUCACAGGGAAAACUCUUCUCCAAGGAUUAUAUCUCUAGAGGGUUGCUCUACGAGUGAAGCUUCUCAGCUUCUGAGUGAUCGUUGGGCAGCUGCAAUGCAUCAGUACAAUGACCCUAGGGUGUUGACUUGUCUGAAAGACCGGUGAUGUAUUAUGGCGGAGAUGUGUGGGGUAAACCGCCUCAAAAGGUACUGGAUUCAGCAAACAACACAUUACCUCCACCAAAGUUGCCAACUGAUAACAGAACCGAACAGUGUCGAGGAUUGGCUGAUUCCAAGGAUCUCAAGCUCUAACUAUAGAACGUUUUUUUUCGUCGUGGGAAGGAGCACAUUACCAUCAUACCAUCAUACUCUUAUGCAUUUGCUAUCUAGCCAAACAAUAUGUUUUCACCAGUGUCUAGCUAUCUAAAAGUAAUGUUGAAUUUUUUUUUUUUUUUGAUAAGUAAUUUUGAUAUUCUUUUUGCCAAAUGUUGGUAAGAGAAGUUUUGAUAUUCUUUGAUCACAGAGAUCUCUUAAUCAUAUGCAUUAACAGUUUUUUUAAUGAAUGUGGCAAA
Molecule: messenger RNA, 747 nt
Organism: Eutrema salsugineum
Lineage: Eukaryota; Viridiplantae; Streptophyta; Magnoliopsida; Brassicales; Brassicaceae
Exons: 6
Coding region: 66-341 (91 amino acids)
Source: RefSeq, a predicted model, not a curated record